GACUGCGGCCACUUUCCUUUGCUCGUCGCUAACCAUGAAGCUCUGCAUCGGCCUAGCGGCCGUCUACAACGCUGUACUGGUGACUGCAGUCGUCGCAGCGCCCUCCAGCGUAGAUUCUUCCGCUGCAAGUGCGAGCAGUAGCUUUGUGAGCCCGGUUCCAUCUUCGUCGGCUCUCCCUUCCUCUUCCCUUUCACUGUCAUUGACAAGCCCUAUCACUUCUGUGUCGCCAAGUUCUGUCCCCUCUAUUUCUCUUUCGUCUAGUUCACUGUCCAGGUCUGCCUCGAUCACCGGCUCAGUAUCCGCCUCCAGGGUGUCGUCUGUCUCUGCAUCACUCAGCUCAGUCUCUGGGAACGCGACUUCGGCUCCCGUGUCGCCUACAUUCAACACCGGCGCCGGCACUGAGACAGGUAUAAUAUUUCCUACCAUCACUCCAGAGUCGUUCACACCUUUCCCGGUUCCCUCUGACACACCGAUCCCAAACACCUUCCCCGAAACUCAGCCGCAGAACCCACCAGCGGUAUCCGAUAGUGGCAAAGUCGUACCGGAUUUCGGACAAGCAUGGAAAAGGGCCUAUAGCAAGGCCAAGGCUCGCAUCGCAAGCUGGUCGCUUGAACAAAAAGUCAACUCUACGACUGGUAUAGGAUGGUCCAACGGCUUGUGUGUUGGUAAUAUUCCACCCAUAAAGGAUUGGCCUGGUCUAUGUCUUGAGGACUCUCCUCUUGGAGUUCGCUUCGCCGAUUUCGCAACUGCGUUUCCAACUGGUGUCAACACCGCUGCAACUUUCAAUCGAACUCUGUUCCGUAUCCGAGGCGAGUUUAUGGGCGCGGAACACAAGGGGAAGGGUGUCCAUAUCGCCCUUGGUCCGAUGAUGAACUUGGGUCGCAUUGCUCAAGGCGGUCGCAACUGGGAAGGCUUUGGGGCCGAUCCAUAUCUGGCUGGUGAAGCUGCAUACGAGACUAUUCUCGGCAUGCAGGGGUCUGGAGUACAAGCUUGCGCUAAGCAUUACAUUAACAACGAGCAAGAGCACAAACGGACUCAGUCCUCAUCCAAUGUGGAUGAUAGGACACAACAUGAGCUGUACGCUCAUCCCUUCUUGCGUAGCGUGCAAGCUGGCGUCGCAAGUGUGAUGUGCAGUUACAACCUCAUCAACGAUACCUAUGCAUGUGACAAUGACAAGAUGCUCAAUGACGUCCUCAAGCGCGAGUUUGGCUUCCAGGGUUAUGUCAUGUCUGAUUGGAGUGCUCAACACACCACUGAGAGUGCUAUGACUGGUCUCGAUAUGACUAUGCCAGGAGACAUUACAUUCGACUCUGGAACAUCGUACUUUGGUCAGAACUUGACUGACUACGUAAGGAACGGAACCAUCCCCGAAUCGCGAGUCGACGACAUGGCAACCAGAAUUCUUGCUGCGUGGUAUUUCCUUGGCCAGGACAAAAACUACCCAAAAGUGAGCUUCAAUGCGUUUGACGCAAUUGACGAGGUCACCAAUGAUCACGUGGAUGUCCAAGAAGACCAUUUCAAGGUUGUCCGUCAAAUCGGCGCAGCCAGCUCCGUUCUUCUGAAAAAUACAAAACGCGCUUUGCCUUUACAGAAACCGAAGAGCGUCGUUCUCAUUGGCAACGAUGCUGGUCCCGCACGCAAUGGACCAAACGGUUUCUCGGAUCGUGGUGGGGACGACGGUGUCCUCGCUAUGGGUUGGGGUUCCGGAACCGCCCAAUUUCCAUACCUGAUCUCGCCUUUGGAAGCCAUCCAAGCCCGUGCACGGAAGGACAGAUCUAGUGUCUCAUGGUUUUUGGACAACUUCAACCUCAACGGCGCUGCAAACGCUGCGAUCGGCCAGGAUGUUGCACUAGUUUUCGUUAACGCUGACUCUGGCGAGGGCUACAUCACCGUCGAUGGUAAUGAAGGAGACCGCAAGAACUUAACCUUGUGGCAAAAUGCGGAUGCCCUUAUUUCCGCUGUUGCUCAGCAAAACAACAACACCGUGGUCGUUGCACACUCCGUUGGACCUGCUAUCGUUGAGUCAUGGAUCGAUAAUCCUAACGUCACUGCUGUCGUAUGGGCUGGUCUGCCCGGUCAGGAGGCUGGUAACUCCAUCGCUGAUGUUUUGUACGGCGACUUCAACCCAUCUGGUCGCCUGCCUUACACUAUUGCGAAGAGCCCGUCUGACUACUCUGCACAAUUGGUCACCGGUGGUGGCGCACAGGACAUUUUGAGUAUCCCUUACUCAGAAGGUCUUGGCAUUGACUAUCGCCAUUUCGAUGCCGCUGGUAUUGAGCCUCGGUUUGAAUUCGGUUUCGGUUUGAGCUACACCACGUUCAAGUAUUCGGGCCUGCAGGUGUCUGCUGUGCACCAUUCAGACAAGACCUCCUCCAAAUUGGAAGCCAAUUGGGCUGUUGGAAAACCGUCCCCCAUCGCGGUAGGAUCAUCUGCAGCAAUUUGGCUUCAUCGGCCAGCUGUUCAGGUGAAGUUCACUGUCACGAAUACUGGUAAAAUUGCUGGCGGCGAGAUUCCACAACUUUACAUCCAACAUCCCGCUUCCGCUGGAGAACCUCCUUCGGUCCUGAAGGGAUUCGCGGACGUUUUACUCAAACCAGGCCAGAGCAAGACCGUUACCAUCAACCUGUCUCGAUACGACUUGUCUAUCUGGGACACCGUUGGGCAAGGCUGGGCAAGACCAAAAGGAACCAUCAAGUUCGCUGUGGGCCAAAGUAGUCGAUUGUUCAAGUUGAAAGAUCAUAUGUGUUACAAAAUAGCAUGCAUUAGAUUUCUCAUAGUAUUGAACAGCCUCAUCGAUAAAUUAUGCACACAUCUCCGCCAGCCAACAUUGAACCGCGUGCAUAGCUCAUCUGUAUGGUGUUCUCCAUCUAACAGCGGAACCAAGGCUGGUGGGAACGGGGACGCAGUGUGCGGCAGAUGUGCCCCGGGUGCAGAGGGAGACUUUGACAUACGUAUCCCUCUCGCUAUGGCACCAACGGUGCUCCGACCGCCGCUGGAAUGUUCGCUUUCCAUGCUGUCGGAGCCACCACCCGCGUCCGGUGAUAACCGCAUAGAGGAGAACUGGGGCGACGAAGAGACAUAGGUGGGAACAGCAGAAUUCAGAUUAGAGUAAUCUACUUGGGGACGUCGAGCGGGAGGAGGCUCUCUUGCACUCAUGCUUGGUGUACGCAAUGGUCUAGUGCGUACAAUUGGCGUUCGUUCUU
Molecule: messenger RNA, 3203 nt
Organism: Somion occarium
Lineage: Eukaryota; Fungi; Basidiomycota; Agaricomycetes; Polyporales; Cerrenaceae
Source: the annotation of a GenBank genome assembly